CACCAGUCUCAAGUCGAGUACAUUUUGACAAAGCACUAAAACCUCGUCUAGAACCCUCUCAUAGUCAGUAUUUAGGAGACACCACUGUAAAACUACAUUAGCUUUCAGAGUUCAGCAUUAUGUCAGUUAGCUUCAGAACGCCUUUCCUGGAUCAGAUGAACCAGCAGGGUCUGAUUGAUCUUUGUCUCAUACUGAUAUUGACCUCUUUUUCAGAAGGUGAAGCUUGGAAUGUUAUAGUCAGUCAACCCACCAGUGUAAAACCGUACUCCAACGUGACCAUACAGUGUUCAUUUACCUAUCCGGAAAAAUAUCACACUGAAAAUGUGGAAGUUUAUUGGAAAAAGCGUUUCCAAAAUAGCUAUGAUAACAAACAAGAUGAAUCAAAGUCAUUAAAUCCAUUUAUCUUUCACACAAAUUCCACAUUUGUGCUUGAGAAGUACAGAGGAAGGACCAUGCUCAUCGGAAAUAAAACUCAGGGAAGCUGCUCCCUCCUGAUCCUGAACAUCACGGAUAAUGAGACAGAUAUCUAUAUGAGAGUUAAAGGAAAAAAUGAACCAUUCAGUUUCUACAAUAAAUCUAUCAACAUUAGUGUGUCUGAUUUCCAAGAGCCAGUCUUUACUGAUGAAGGGGACAUUGACCAGGUGACUCAAGGAAUAUAUAUGGCCAUCUUUGUCCCACUUUCUGCACUUCUAAUCAUCAUCAUUAUUCUUAUCCCUGUGAUUGUCUGUUACAUAAGCCAUAAAAGGUCACACUCCUUCACCAGGGAGGAAUCUGGAUAUUAUGCAAAUUUUAGCAGAGCAUCAUCAAACCAAGCCCAAAGAGAGUCAUCUUGCAAAUAUGAAGAAAAGAUUAAACUUCCUGAGCUGAAGGCCACUGAUGAACCCGUCUAUGUCAACACUGAGGCCGUUACAGGUCAGAUGGAUCAAAGUAUGGAUCACACAGACAACAUAUAUGCAAAUGUGGAUUAUUCAAAAUAGUACAAAUUGGCAUCUCACUAAUCUGUGUGGACUUAAACAUGGCUGUGAAUGCAGUCUUUGAAUUCUGCAUUGUUUCAUGCACAUGUUUGUGUCUCUGUGUGGAAGUGUGUGAUGGUGGGUAGGAUGGAAAACAAUGUGAGUAUCUUAUCACAAGGAAGAGGAAGAGUAUAUCAUAAAAACUACAUGACACUGCAGAACAGAGAACAGAAAUUGUGAGAGGGAAUGGUUUCGUAAAACAUGAACAUGCUUGUUGUGUAAUAUUUUUUAAAAAUAUCGCCUGUUAUCAGUUAUGAUAACAUUUUUCUUACCAGCACUGUAGAGAAUGAGGACAGAAUCAGGUACAAAGCCAAGGCCCUGCAGGUACAGAUCCAAGGACUCUGGACCAGAACCUAAACAUGAAGUGACUGCAAACAUUGCUUGCUGGACAGUCUAUCAAACAGCAGCAAAGAAAUUCAACACCACCACAGAGAAGCACAGUAGAGCAAAGACAGUGUGGCUGCAUCAGUUGUAGUCGUUUCAUGUCUCUUUGAGCUUGGGUGUCUUGCUUCUGUGUAGUAGGGAUCAGGGAUGUUUACAUCUGCAUCCAUUACUAUUGUGUCCAGGAGGCACAUUUUCAUAUAAUCUGUCCAUGGCUGCAGGCUAAUUAGAGUUACAAAUAGCAGCUAUAUAUUUAUAUAAUUUUAUAUUACAAUAUUUAAAGUUUUUUUGGCUUUCAUUUUAUACACUGAAUAAACAGUUAAGCUUAUAAUAACGUACAGUCUAUUAUUGCCAAGAAAUGGUUAAAGUUAAAAUAUUUGUUACUCCCUCUUAACAAAAUUUUGUGUUUUAACUUUCCUUGCUGAGCUGCAGUGGAGGGAGAAAUUCACAAAGGAGUUUCGCAAUUAAAAAUGCCCAACUCAGAUUCCUGAAGUCUUGUGUGAGUCUUUGCAUUAAUGUUAGAGGUGAGUGUUUGUCCCCUCACACAUAUGCAAUUAGUAUUUAAUUUUUUCAAUUAACUGUAGCUAUGAAUUUUCCCUAAGUCAUGUGUUUCAGUUAGCCAACCCCAACAAUACCAUAACCAUAGUAUAUUUUAUCUUUAUGUUAAUUUUUUCCAUAGCUGUACUGUGAGAACUUAGUUUGGCGCUGGAUAUUUAAAUAAUAAUAAUAAUAAUAUGGGGUUGUGCAGAAUUGUCCAGUAUCAAUGCUCUUCACUCGACUAACCUGCUCUGCAGUCCUCAUAAAACUCAGUCGAGAAGUACCCCCAUGUAGCUGGAGAGCAUAAUGACAUUAUAAUCAGUAGGGAUAGCAAACAUAUUAAUAUGUAACACAACUUCUAAAAGAUAGAAUUUUCAUUUAAGACUGUCUUAAGACUUUACAUGAUAUGGGGUCCUUUGUUUUGUUUUUCAUGGGUGUUUUUUAUUGUUUGUAUGUUGCAGUAUUAUGAGCACUGAAGCACAAACCAUAUCAAGCAUCAUUUUUGCAAGCAAUUUGUUACAUCUUGUGACUUAUUUUUUUUUUCUGUGGAAAAAAUGUGUUCAUGUAAUUUUGUAUGGCUGUGUAACUUCCCCUGACCUUUUGGAUUUGGUAAAUUAAUACACUGUGUUUUUUCCUAGUCUUUCUCAAUACGUUGCUGAUUGUGUUAUCUGCACUGGGGCUGAAACUUCUGUUUUCUCUUCACAUUCAGUCCUCUACCCAGACUUUGAAUUACUAAUGUGAUGUUUAAUUUAAGGACAAUCAAAAAUAAAGGGUUGAAAGUGGAUGUUGUUGCUUGUUCUGUGAUCUACAGAUCUACUGUGUCCAGUUCUUUUCACACUGUCAAAUGUGUAAAUGCUUGUGGUAAAUAAAGUUUGUAAAGCUG
Lates calcarifer (barramundi perch) is the source of this 2814-nucleotide messenger RNA. RefSeq lists its product as uncharacterized. The transcript has 7 exons. The record is from RefSeq and is a predicted model, not a curated record. The coding region runs from base 120 to 977 and encodes 285 amino acids. Lineage: Eukaryota; Metazoa; Chordata; Actinopteri; Centropomidae.